This is a messenger RNA of Colletotrichum spaethianum, 483 nucleotides long. RefSeq names its product SRSF protein kinase 1. The record is from RefSeq and is a predicted model, not a curated record. Gene Ontology annotation, cellular component: intracellular membrane-bounded organelle. Lineage: Eukaryota; Fungi; Ascomycota; Sordariomycetes; Glomerellales; Glomerellaceae. Gene Ontology annotation, biological process: vacuolar protein processing. Bases 1 to 483 code for a protein of 160 amino acids. The transcript has a single exon.
AUGGCACAAAAGGCAAAGAAGGACAGGGCCAAAUCCAACGCCGCCGCCCUCAACAACCUCCACAUUGGCUCCGCCGUAGUCAACGUCGGCUUUCUUGUCUUCUACUUCCUCUUCAAGUCGCGCUCUCUCUUCUGGUUCUUCCUGCUGUCCGCCCCGGCUCUCAUCUGCGAGUUCGUCCUGGAGAACGCAGGACGCCCCAAGUAUGACGCCGGCGGCGGCCUGAAGGCCUCCGGCGAAGACCUCGCCGCCUCGGGCUUGACCGAGUACAUGUUCGACGUCAUCUGGGUCACUUGGGCAUCCGUCGUCCUCGUCGUCUUGUUCGGCAACUGGGCCUGGAUCCUGUGGCUCUCUGUCCCCGCCUACGGCGUUUACGCCGGCGCCGGGCUGCUCGGGGCUGGCAAGCGAAUGGCUCAGAUGGGCGGUGCCGCAAACAACGAAGAGCCCGCUCCACCCGUCAACAGGAGGCAACGCCGGGCCGCAUAA